This is a messenger RNA of Mytilinidion resinicola, 1066 nucleotides long. RefSeq names its product ATP synthase F1 gamma. Bases 53 to 958 code for a protein of 301 amino acids. The transcript is spliced from 5 exons. NCBI's taxonomy places the organism in Eukaryota, Fungi, Ascomycota, Dothideomycetes, Mytilinidiales, Mytilinidiaceae. Gene Ontology annotation, molecular function: proton-transporting ATP synthase activity, rotational mechanism. Gene Ontology annotation, biological process: proton motive force-driven ATP synthesis. The record is from RefSeq and is a predicted model, not a curated record.
ACACCACGGCCGUCUCCCAUCUCCGCUCCAUCUCCUCCCAAUCUGUCUCACGAUGCUGUCCAGAGCUGCCCGUCCGGCUCUGCGAGCGGGCGCCCAGAGCGCUGCCCGCCCGGCCACCCUCAAUGCCACCAAUGCCGCCACCUACGCUACGCUGCGUGAGAUCGAGGGCCGCUUGAAGUCGAUCCGCAACAUCGAGAAGAUCACGAAGACGAUGAAAAUCGUCGCCUCGACCAAGCUCACCCGCGCCCAGCGCGCCAUGACCGAGUCCCGGAAGUACGGCCAGACGUCCAACCUAGUUUUCGAGAAGGCCGAGACGAAGCCGAUUGAGGGCGAGGGCAAGAAGACAUUGAUUGUUGUCUGCAGCUCGGAUAAGGGCCUCUGUGGUGGUAUUCACUCCGGCAUGUCGAGGAAGACGCGUGCCAUCCUCGCCGAGAAGCCUGACAUCGAUCUUGUCGUCCUUGGAGAGAAAUGCAAGGCGCAAUUGGGCAGAUCCAAUGGCAAGAACAUGCAGCUCAGCUUUGCCGGCAUUGGAAAGGACGUGCCAACGUUCGCCGAUGCUCAGGCCAUUGCGGACCAGAUCGCCCUGCUCCCGACCGACUACGCCUCCGUCCAGAUCAUCUACAACAAGUUCAUCAAUGCGACAAGUUACGAUGCCACCAUAAUCGAGGCGUACUCCGAAGAGGCCAUCCUCAACUCUCCAAACUUUGCCGCCUUUGAGAUUGAUGAUGAGGUGCUCGCCAACCUCCGCGAGUACUCGCUUGCCAAUUCGCUGUUCUGGGCGCUGGCUGAGGGUCAUGCUUGUGAGCAGUCUGCCCGACGGAAUGCCAUGGAUAACGCGUCCAAGAACGCCGGCGACAUGAUCACCCGGUUCCAGAUUCUUUUCAAUCGCACUCGUCAAGCCGUCAUUACCGGCGAACUCGUGGAGAUUAUCACUGGUGCUGCGGCUUCAGAGGAGUAGGCUGGAGCGACUUAUAGCAUGUAUCUGUGUCCGAUCAAGCGCCAACCGAGGCUCAAAAUCCACCAUUGAGGUGGUUGUAUGUAGAAUAAGUACUCGCUGUUCAUUGGG